Pundamilia nyererei is the source of this 2098-nucleotide messenger RNA. It is a transcript of the gene rap1gap2b, whose product is annotated as RAP1 GTPase activating protein 2b. Gene Ontology annotation, cellular component: cytoplasm; plasma membrane. Bases 28 to 2076 code for a protein of 682 amino acids. Gene Ontology annotation, molecular function: GTPase activator activity. NCBI's taxonomy places the organism in Eukaryota, Metazoa, Chordata, Actinopteri, Cichliformes, Cichlidae. The transcript is spliced from 24 exons. Gene Ontology annotation, biological process: regulation of small GTPase mediated signal transduction. The record is from RefSeq and is a predicted model, not a curated record.
AAAGAGGAGGAGGGCGAGCGAGGCACCAUGCUGAGGAGGAAGAGGAGCGUGUCGUUCGGAGGCUUCGGAUGGAUUGAUAAGUCUACAGUCAGCACUCUGAGAGCUCGCAAACAGGAGCUCCUCGCCAUCUCCAAUGUUCCUGUGGCUGACGCCCCCCCCUCUCCGCCCCGCACCGCACCCCCCACCAUGAAGUCGGCUCAUUUCUUUGACAUGAUGGACAAGAUGGAGCAGGUGCCAGAAGCUGCAGAGAUGAAGACAAUCCCUCAGAGACAGAAGGACGACUACAUUCCUUAUCCGAGGAUCGAGGAGGUGUUGGAGAGGGGGGGGCCGUACCCUCAGGUGAUCCUACCUGAGUUUGGAGGCUACUGGAUCGAGGAUCCUGAUGCUCCUCCUCCCUCUGCAGACUGCAGGGGGAAGGAGGAGGUGGAGGAGGAAGGAAGACAAGAGGAAGAGACCGCCCCAGGGGAUUAUGGGUACCAUCUGGAGGAGAUCAACGAGGCUGCUCGGGCGUACAGGAAGCACUUCUUGGGCAGGGAGCAUUUAAACUUCUCGUGCUCAUCGAGCAGCGUGGGAAACCUGCUGCUGUCUGUGAGACACGAGCAGGAGAAGGAGCACGAGCACCUCCUCGUCAUCAUCAGAUCUCGGGUGAAAAGCGUCUACCACAGAUUAUCUCUGGCAGAGCUGCCGGACAUCCCAAGUGUACCAGAGCUGGCCAAGCUGCUGUGCGACGAAGCGGCAGGUCUACGGUUCAGUCCCGUCCUGUACCCAAAGGCAUCUCAGCUAAUAGUGAACUAUGAUGAGCAUGAGGUGAACAACACCUACAAGUUUGGAGUCAUUUACCAGAGAUUUGGUCAGGUGUCUGAGGAGGAGCUGUUCAGGAACAACGAGGAAACGCCGGCUUUCACAGAGUUCCUGCAGCUGCUGGGAGAGACAGUGGAUCUGCAGGACUUCAAAGGGUUUCGGGGGGGUCUGGAUGUGUCUCACGGUCAGACGGGGUCUCAGUCCAUCUACACGGUCCACCGGCAGCAGGAGAUCAUGUUCCACGUGUCCACCAAACUGCCCUUCACCGAGGGAGACGCCCAGCAGCUGCAGAGGAAACGGCACAUCGGAAAUGACAUCGUGGCGCUGGUUUUUCAAGAAGAGGCCACGCCUUUCGUCCCCGACAUGAUCGCCUCCAACUUCCUCCACGCCUUCAUCGUGGUGCAGGCGGAGGAGCCGUGCUCUGAGACCACCUCCUACAAGGUUUCCGUCACAGCGCGAGAGGACGUCCCGCCCUUUGGCCCGCCCCUCCCCGCCCCUGUCUUUAAAAAGGGUCCAGAGUUCAGAGAGUUUCUUCUCACCAAACUCAUCAACGCAGAGCUGGCCUGCUACAAGAGCGACCGCUUCGCCCGACUCGAGGAGCGAACCCGCGCCGCCCUCCUGGACAGCCUCCACGACGAGCUGCAGAGACGCUCCCAGAGCAUGCUGGGAUUGACGUCAGGGCCGGAGGAGGAGGGCCGAGGGGAGAACGGACAGGCCCACGGAGGACUGCUGGAGUCCAUCAAGAGGGCGAUGCGAGGGAGGAGCGUCUCCAUGGAGACCAUGUCGAGGGGCGGGGUUGGACUGCCCACCAGUUUGAGUGGGGGGGGUCUGGCACACCUGAACGUGGAGUGUAACGUCAAGUCUCCCGUGAAGCGGCGCUCGGGACUUUUUCCUCGCCUGCUGAGCGUCGACAGCCAAACAGAGAAGCACAGCCAGAGGAGCCUCCUCGGUGAGCAGAGGAGCUUCGACGGCUGCAACCCGAUGCUGGAGGUGAGGCCAGAGCUGCCGUCCAAUCCUAGCUCUCCAGAGGCGGGGCAGCGGGACAGGAUUCACACGAAGAAGGAGAGCAGUAAGAUUUCCAGGUCGACAUCCAGCACCUGCAGCUUCAGCAUCCCAGCUGACGACACACACCUGGCUGCGACGGUAGAAGGUCAGAGUUCAGCUCCGGUCAUCGUGUGCCGCAGCCCCACAGAGCUGAGAAACAAGAACUCGCCCAGAUCCAACCUGAAGUUUCGCUUCGACAAGCUGAGCCACUCCGCCGCACAGGGACACUGAGCCGACAGGACGGCGCUGACAG